This is a messenger RNA of Dracunculus medinensis (Guinea worm), 2013 nucleotides long. Lineage: Eukaryota; Metazoa; Nematoda; Chromadorea; Rhabditida; Dracunculidae. The record is from the annotation of a GenBank genome assembly.
AUGUUGGAUAACGACAUUGGCGCUCUUCUUGACUGGUCAGUUCUUGAGCCAGGUUCGUCAAAACCAUCAGAAAGUGAUCGCAAAACAGUUGUUGUUGAGGUUGGGGGCAUGAAAUGUCUUGCUUGCGUUAAUAAUAUUCAAGACAAUGUUGGAGUAAAAGAUGGUAUAUACAAUGUUAAUGUAUCGCUGGAAAAGUGUGAAGCUGUGAUUGAAUUUGACUCAGGCAAGUGGAAAGUCGACGAUGUAAUGAAUAUGGUCAGUGGUAUGGAAUUCGAUGCCAAGUUAAAAUAUAUUAGUGGUAUAUGGCUAUCAUUAGAUGUUAGUUUACUCAUUGAUAAAGCUGAUUCGAUUCUCAAAGAAAUUGUUCUGCAAAUUGAUGGAAUGACAUGUCAUUCUUGUGUCAAUAAUAUUGAAGAAACUGUUGGCCGUAAUGAUGGUAUUCAGUCGAUCAGCGUUUCUUUGAAUCUUUCUGAAGGUAAAAUUGUUUUUGAUUCUUCGAAAUGGUCGAAAGAAACUGUUGUUGAAUUAGUUGAGAAUAUGGGUUAUGAUGUUAAAGUUUUGUCAGUGAAUGGUUUGUUUUUUUUACAACAAUUGCUUUAUAUAUUAUUAUUAUACUAUUAUUAUGAUAACUCUAAAGUACUUUCUUCUUGUACGAAUUCUUCAGAAAAAUACUCAAAUCUUCAAUCUGUUUUACGCAAAAAGAAAAUUGAUGAUUUAGAGGAAAUUAAUUUAAACUUGGAAAAAGAAGUUGUGCAAAAGAAGAGUGCGAAAUUCAGGUCUUUAGUGGACGAUAAUAUUGACAAAUGUACCUUAUCAGUGGAAGGCAUGACGUGUACGUCAUGUGUUGCAUAUAUUGAACGAAACAUCGGCAAAUUAAAUGGAAUUAAUUCUGUUACUGUGGCUCUUAUGGCAUCGAAAGCAGAAAUCACUUAUGAUAGUAAUUUAAUUGGAAUUUCUGAAAUUAUACAAAAAAUCAGCGCUUUGGGUUAUCAUUCAGAGCUUAUCGAUAACGGUUUCAGCAAUCACAGUAAAAUUACACUCAAAAUCAAUGGAAUGUCUUCGUCGAAUUGCUCAUCGCGUGUUGAAUCUCAUAUAAUUGCAAGAAAAGGUAUUGAAUCUUGUUCUAUAUCACUGGCUACGUCAUUGGCUUCUGUUGAAUAUACGCCAGCAUUUAUUGGGCCAAGAGAUAUCAUUAAAAUCAUUGAAGAUCUGGGUUAUUCUGCCACUUUAGUAAAUCGCGAUGAUCGAGUGAAGUACUUGGAUCAUUCUGAAGAAGUUGCCAAAUGGAUGAAAUCGUUCCGCAUAUCACUUAUUUUUGGCAUACCUGUCAUGAUAAUUAUGGUGUAUUUUCAUUGGCUUCAUCACACUCAUUCGAAUCCAUCUCAUCAAAUACCUAUAUUUUUUCCGGCAAUCAGUUUAGAUAAUUUAUUAUUAUUGAUUUUGUCUACUCCAAUACAAAUUAUUGGUGGUCGUUAUUUUUAUGAGCAAAGCUGGAAAGCUCUUCGGCACAGAGCGGCAAAUAUGGAUGUUUUAAUUGUUUUAGCAACAACAAUUUCAUAUUUAUAUUCUGUCUUCGUAUUAUUAUUCGCAAUAGUUUUGAAAUGGAAUAGCAGCCCAAUGACUUUUUUCGAUGUUCCUCCAAUGCUAAUUGUGUUUGUUUCACUUGGCCGGUGGCUGGAGCAUAAAGCGAAAGGCAAAACAUCAGAAGCUUUAAGUAAAUUAAUGUCUCUACAAGCUAAGGAAGCUUUACUAGUUACACGCGAUAAUCAAGGAAGGAUUCUUUCUGAAAAGGGCAUCGACAUUGAAUUGGUACAAAGAGGCGAUCUUGUUAAGGUUGUUCCAGGCUCAAAAAUUCCUAUUGACGGUAUUGUAGUUGAUGGUAAAAGCACUGUAGAUGAAUCAUUUAUAACUGGUGAAUCUAUGCCGGUUAUUAGGAGAGAAGGUAUACGUCCAUGUUAUUUUUAUCUUAAUAAAUUUGACUUGAGAUCUCCAAAAUCAACUUUUCUAUUUUGA